UGGCUCUGCCAGAUUAUAAACACCUUGUUACAAGAAGGAAAUUUCCGUCUCAACGUGUUGGAUUCUCCGUUAGGCCAUCUUCUAUCGCUACACAAUGGAUUUAGACAGGAUUUCGAUUAUGAAGGUUAAUGAGUUGAAGGACUUUCUGCAUUUACGUGGAUUGACUACGAGUGGGAGGAAGGCUGAACUUAUUGCAAGAGUUUUUGUGGCAGCCGAAAAUAACGUUCCUGUGGUAAAAUCAGCAGAGGAGGUGCCGAUGGAAAUAAAUAGCGAGUACAAGGAAAAACUCAACGUGGGGCAUAUUGAAAUCCCAGAUCCACUAAGACUGACAGAGGGCUGGUUGGUUGAACAAUCUGCAGUGAAAUAUUGGCCAAUGACUUUAUAUCCUGACAUUUUUAAUUUUAUAAAAUUUCAUCCUAGUGAGUUAGCUAGUGAUGACCUCAGUGACUAUAAAACUUCAAAAGCAUAUAGUUACUAUGCACAAGGAUGGCUGAGCCCAUUAGAAUUUCACAACAUUUGUGGAAGCAGCAAACUUUGUCUUUUGAGGGGAUUCUGCAGACCUUCUCAAAGAUUAAAUGAUGCAAUGCAUAGAAUAUGGCUAUGUUUGUCAAAAGAGACUGGUAAGAUUCUUGUGAUACAUUCCACUUGCAUGGCAGGAAUGUCACAAACAUGCAACCAUGUGGCUGCAGCACUUUUUCGAAUUGAAGCUGCUUGUCGAUUGGGGUUGAACAAUCCAUGCUGCACAUCAAAGACAUGUGAAUGGCUACCCAACACAAAAGCAGCGGAACCCUCAAAAGUGAGAGACCUUAAAUUAGGAAAAAAUGAUUUUGGGCGUAGAAAAAAAAAGACAGAGGAAAUAAAUACCUCGCCAAAGUUUAACCCUCUAAGCAGCACCAAUCACAAGCUUUCACUUCAAGAUAUUGCCAUGGCACUUAAAGAUGUAUGCAAAGAAGAAGAAAACAUAAUCUUUACUGCAUUGGCUAAGCCUCAUGUGAACAAAAGUCAAGAUUGUCAAAUGAAAUUGCCUGUUAAGACAAUCAAUGAGCUUUUCCUUGCAUCAUCCACUGGAGAUGAGUUCCUCAAUUUCAUUUUGGGGAUUGAUGAGGAUCAAAUUGCAGAAAUAGAGAGUCACCAGAGGUCAGUCCAAUAACCCUCUUUGGUUGGCAUUCCGUCAACAUGUCAUCACAGCAUCAAAGGCACACAGUGUGAAAACAAGGUUUGAAACAGCAGAGAGCAAAGGAUUUGCUGAUACAAAUUUUGAUGCAGUUACUAAAUGUGUGGCUGGAAAGUCAGAACUCCUUAAAAACAUUCCUGCUAUAAAGUAUGGUAACAGCAUGGAAGCAGAAGCUGUUCAGAAAUUCUACCAUGAAUAUUUAACACACCAUCAAGAUGUACAAAUCAGAGAGUGUGGAUAGUUUUUGU
This is a messenger RNA of Rhopilema esculentum, 1422 nucleotides long. NCBI's taxonomy places the organism in Eukaryota, Metazoa, Cnidaria, Scyphozoa, Rhizostomeae, Rhizostomatidae. The record is from RefSeq and is a predicted model, not a curated record.